This is a messenger RNA of Fundulus heteroclitus (mummichog), 2381 nucleotides long. Its product is annotated as protein-glutamine gamma-glutamyltransferase 2. The coding region runs from base 53 to 2155 and encodes 700 amino acids. NCBI's taxonomy places the organism in Eukaryota, Metazoa, Chordata, Actinopteri, Cyprinodontiformes, Fundulidae. Gene Ontology annotation, molecular function: protein-glutamine gamma-glutamyltransferase activity. The record is from RefSeq and is a predicted model, not a curated record. The transcript has 15 exons. Gene Ontology annotation, biological process: peptide cross-linking.
CUAAAGAGCGUCCUGACCCCAGCAGAGCAGCUGCAGAGCCAACGGAGACAACAUGACCGCCGCCUGUCACUCAGACAACGUAAUCAGGAAAGUGGACCUCCUCUGCCAGAGGAACAAUGCUGACCAUAACACGGAUGAAAUCACUACAAGGCAGCUGAUUGUGAGACGAGGACAGCCUUUUCUCAUUACCGUGGAGAUGUCCUUUGCCUUCCAGCCAUCGGAUGUGCUUAAAUUCACGGUGGAAACAGGUCGCUUUCCGUCAGAAAGCAAAGGGACCAGGAGUACUUUCAGUAACCACGGUCACAUGUGCACUGCCGGCAGUAAGGCAGUCUGGAGCUGCCGACUCGAUGACAGGUCUGACCUGCAGAGGGGCAUCGUGACCCUCUCUGUGACCCCGGCAGUGGACGCUCCAGUGGGGAGGUACGCCCUGUCUGUGGAGCCGGAGAGUGGGAGGGCCGCCAAGGAAAGCCUGGUGGUGCUUUUCAACCCCUGGUGCCGCGACGACAUGGUGUUCCUGCCAGACGAGAAGGAACGGCGGGAAUACGUGAUGAACGAGCAAGGAAUCGUUUACAAAGGGACCGCACACUACAUCAUAUCUGAUGUCUGGGAGUUUGGACAGUUUGAAGAAGAAAUGGUGGAUAUUUGCCUCAGGUUGUUGGAUGUCAACCCAAAAUACCAGAAAGACCCCGAUGAUGACGUUGCAGCUCGCUGCAACCCGAUCUAUGUCAGCCGUGUCAUCAGUGCCAUGAUCAACAGCAACGAUGACAGGGGCGUUUUAACUGGAUGCUGGGAUGACAACUACCAGGGUGGUACUUGUCCCACCAGAUGGAACAGCAGUGUCACCAUCCUGCAGCAGUGGUAUGAAAACAGCUGCAUGGCGGUAAAGUUCGGACAAUGCUGGGUCUUCGCUGCCGUUAUGUGCACAGUGAUGCGGUUCUUCGGUAUACCUUGCCGUGUCGUCACAAACUUUGACUCUGCUCACGAUGAGAACAACAGCCUCACCAUUGACGAGUAUUUUGAUGAAUAUGGAUUAAAAUCCACGGAGGGGAUCUGGAACUUCCAUGUGUGGGUGGAGGGCUGGAUGAAGCGCCCAGAUCUCAACAGAGGAAGCAAAUAUGACGGCUGGCAGGUCUUGGAUCCCACUCCUCAGGAAAGGAGUGAAGGGGUGUUCUGCUGCGGUCCAGCACCGGUGGCCGCAAUCCACGAGGGGGCCACGGACCUGAAGUACGACAUUCCCUUUGUCUUCAGUGAGGUCAAUGCUGACAAAGUCAUGUGGAGGAUCAAUGCUGAUGGCUCAAAGACUAAAAUGAAGCACCUUAGCGACACAUCGAGUGUGGGCCAGAAAAUCUCCACCAAGGCUGUUGGCAGCUUCACAAGGAAUGACAUCACGGACACCUACAAAUACAAAGAAGGCUGCAUAAUGGAGAGAGUGGUCUACGACAAUGCCGUCAGACGGCUGAACUCGCAAGACGAUGAUAGCCAUAGGAACACCUGCGACUACAUUUCACCAGAAGAGGUGGAAAUGUCAUUAGAAAAGGAAGCCAAUUUCAGGAAUGCACAGGAUAUCAAACUGAAUCUGAAGCUGAGAAACAAAGCUCAGAAAUAUAAGAGGAUGACUAUUUUUGUGAACGCCCAAGCCAUGAACUACACCGGAACUGUGAUCCAGAACAUCCUGCAUGAAAAGCAUGAGAAAACCCUGCAGGCUGGAGAAGUUGUGAACAUUCCCAUCCAGAUCCCGUACUCAGUCUACAGUAAGUACAGUGCUAACCUCGACAGCAUGAAGGUGACCGCCCAGGCCUCGGACGGAGACGGUGAAAUCUAUGAGGCCGAGACUAACCUUGCCCUGGAAGACCCACCCAUCACCAUAAAGGUUUUGGGUGAAGCUCGUGUGAACUGUCCAAUGACCAUUGAGGUGGAAUUUGAAAACCCGCUGAACGAGACGCUGAGGUCCUGCUCCCUGACCGUCAUUGGCUGCGGCCUCUUCAGAUCUGGCUACAUAGACAGUGGCAUCAACGAGCUGCAACCUAAUUCAACUUUGAAGCUCAAUAUCACUGUGACCCCCUACAAGGUGGGACUGAAGACUUUAGUGGCCGACUUUGACUGCAGCGCCUUCAGAGACGUAAAGGGAAGCUGCACCGUCUACGUCAAACCAUGAGCCAUUGCUGUGUGCCCCAUGUGUAGAUCAGGCUGCAGUCAGCAUUGUUAGAGCUGCUUUGUUUAGGGAUCUUUGGAAACGUGUUUAACAAUUCAAUGAUGAUUUCAUGAUAUUUAUAUUCUAUUUAUAGUAUAAAUAUUAUAGUAAUAUAGUAUUGUAAAUUUAGUUCACAAUACUAGUUAUCUAUAUAUUAUACUCAUGGGACAAAUCUAUCAGCAAAAUUCUG